Messenger RNA from Linum trigynum, 285 nucleotides. NCBI's taxonomy places the organism in Eukaryota, Viridiplantae, Streptophyta, Magnoliopsida, Malpighiales, Linaceae. The record is from the annotation of a GenBank genome assembly.
AUGGGGAGAGGGUUGCACCCUCCUCCUCUGCCAAUCUCCGAUGUCGAUCCCCUCCUCGCGCCUCCGCUCGAUUUCGACGAAUUCCCUAAUCCUCUCUUCUUCCCUUCCGGGACAGAUUCCUGGAAGUUAUUGAAGGUAAAUUCGACGGCGAGGACCCUAGAUGAACUAUUGUUUCUAUGGAGGAGGAAGAUGAAGAUUUUCAGAGAGGCUAGGGUUGGGGAACUUCCAUUGAACGAGUGGAGCUCUGGUUAUGAUAUAUCAUCACCAAUCGAGAUACGAAGCUAG